AUGGGUCUCAUUGCAGCUGUUAUUGUGAGUGCACUAGCCAUUCUCAGCUUCGCGGCUGCUACGCAAGUCACUCUUCAUUCGACGGGUACAACCUUCGUUCUCGGCAACGUGUCAUAUUUCGCGCCCCCAUCUCCAGUAUCUCGGAUUGGGUUUUUUGGACUACCAGAGCUCCUGAGUCUGGUUGGCAGCUCCACCGGCUCGCUCGUCCCUUUCUCCGUGAUCCCAACAUCCGAAUCAGACUUUGAUGACAGCGCACUUGACGUAGUGGCAAAAGCCUGGUCUGCAAGCGACGAUGUCUGGUCCACAUCAUUCAUGACCGGACUCUAUAUUAAGUACAAUGGUACUGGUCAUAAACCCUCGGUUUCGCUGUCAUCUUCAGCCAAGUCAAAGUAUGCCGUCAAGUUCCUUACAUCUUCUUCGAGCUACUCCGGCGGCAUCGCUCUCACAAACAGUCUGCCCUCUGGUCCAUAUCUAUUAGAACCAGCAACAGGCAACAUAUUUGAAGUUUAUCGUCUAUACAACGACGAACAGCAGUCCUUCGUGUAUGGUACUGUUCCCAACGGGAACGGUGGAUUCCAAGUGGCAUCUGCCAAAACUUCUGGCGCUGCGACCGAGAGUAUACCAGUACCUUCCCGCCUCUAUUUCACACCCACGGCCGAGAAACCAUUCGCUGGCUACCGCCUCGGUGUGAAAGACAUUUACGAUGUACAAGGCUUGCAUACUGGCUGUGGCAAUCGUGCAUACUGGGCGCUCUACCCGCCAAAGACUCAGACUGCGCCUGCCGUGCAACGUCUUCUCGACGGUGGGAUGGUCCUCGUAGGCAAGACGAAGAGCUCACAGUUCGCGAAUGGGGAAGUUGCCACGGACGAUUGGGUCGACUUGCACGCGCCGUACAACCCGCGUGGCGAUGGAUACCAAGAUGGCAGCAGUUCCUCGACAGGCUCGGGUACUGCGAUGGCGGCGUACUCAUGGUUGGAUUUCGCUAUCGGGAGUGAUACUGGAGGGUCGAUGCGCGGUCCUUCCGGUGCGAAUGGCGUCUUCGGCAACAGGCCGUCCCAUGGUGCAAUCUCUACGGAUGAUGUUAUGCCUCUCUCCCCUGAGCUUGACACACUUGGUAUCUUCUCUCGGGACGCCAAGCUAUGGACACAGGCAGGCCACUGGUGGUACCAGAACUUCACCUCGUACUCCCAAUACCCGAAAAAGAUUCUUUUCCCUGUUGAUUCGUUCGGAAGUAGCUAUCUGGCCGAACCUCCUGCGCCUGGAACAGUCGGCGCGACAUUCAACGCGUUCAUCACCCAGCUCGAAGGGUUCUUGGGGACGACGCGCACCGAGAUCAACUUGACCACCAUGUGGGACAGUACAAAACCGUCCAACGUAUCUUCUACCCUCCGGGAGUUCCUGAACACUACCUAUCCGACGCUCAUUACUACAGACCAAAUCGCCCUCCUCGCAGAGCCUUUCUUCAGGGACUACGCCGCGGCUACCGGUGGUCGUAAGCCAUUCAUCGACCCUGCCCCCCUUACACGGUGGGAUUAUGGCUGGUCACUCCCUGCUAGCGCUCAUAAUGAAGCUAUAGUGGAGAAAACAACAUUCAUGGACUGGUUCCAGAAAGAAAUCGUGCCCGGAGGCGUACCAGAUACAUGCUCAGAUGCUAUCUUCCUCUACCCCCAGAGCUCUGGUGGCACAACCUAUCGCAACGCAUACCCAGGACCUCCUACUACACCAUUCGGAUUCUCUUCAGGCCGUAUUGCUGUAUUCGCUGAGACCCCCGAUAUGGUGGUGCCUGUCGGCGAGGCGGCGUACAAUUCCACUAUUACGGGACAGAUAGAAUACCUGCCCGUCACCUUGAGUUUCAUCACGGCAAAGAACUGCGACUUGAUGCUUUUCAACCUCUUUGCUGCCUUGCAGGAUGCGGAUGUCAUUAAACCCGUUGUGACGGGAUCGAGAGUUUUUGAAGUGCCUCCGACCACAUACAUAUCAUAG
Fibroporia radiculosa is the source of this 1983-nucleotide messenger RNA. RefSeq lists its product as uncharacterized. The transcript is spliced from 7 exons. NCBI's taxonomy places the organism in Eukaryota, Fungi, Basidiomycota, Agaricomycetes, Polyporales, Fibroporiaceae. The coding region runs from base 1 to 1983 and encodes 660 amino acids. The record is from RefSeq and is a predicted model, not a curated record.